CCUAUUGGUUUCUUUCUUCCUCUACACUUCACCAAAAAAACGGCGCCCUUCUCCUUGAAGCAUCAAGAAGCAGAGCAGAAACAGAGCACGCUCACAUUCUCACUCACCGCCAAGUGCAAACCCUACUCCUCCUGUUACGAAUUUUUUUAACAAUAACCCUUCAACUAACUGACCCAUUCCCAUAAUGGGUCUCAAGCACGAUCCUUUGCAAAACCCCCCCAAUCAAUUCAAUGGGGGCAACAAGUUACCUGGUGACCAUUGUGGUGAUUCUGGUUUUGACCAAAGGGUCCUAACUGCUCCCAUAAAAUCUGCUGUUGACAAGUUCCAGCUUCUUCCCGAGUUCCUCAAGGUUAGGGGAUUGGUGAAGCAACAUUUGGAUUCCUUUAACUAUUUUGUGAGGACAGAUAUAAAGAAAAUUGUUCGUGCUAACGAUCUUAUCGUGGCGAGUAGGUACCCGCACAUAUAUCUAAGGUUUUUAAAUGUCGGAAUUGGUAAACCAUCAAUAAUGAUUGAUGAGGUUACUGAGGACCUUACUCCACAAACGUGCCGCUUGAGUGACCUGACGUAUGCGGCUCCAAUAUGUGCUGAUGUUGAGUACACGCUAGGAAGUCACGAUAAACCAGACAUCAAGAGAAAGCUCAAAGUUGAAAUUGGAAGAAUGCCUAUUAUGUUGCGGAGUUGUUGUUGUGUCUUGCAUGGGAGAGAUGAAGCUGAACUUGCUAAACUUGGUGAGUGCCCCCUUGAUCCCGGAGGAUAUUUUGUAAUCAAAGGGACUGAGAAGGUGAUUUUGAUACAAGAACAACUGUCAAAGAAUAGAAUAAUUAUAGACACUGACAAGAAAGGAAACAUUACUGCAUCUGUUACAAGCAGCACGGAGAAAAUAAAAACAAAAACUGUUGUUGUGAUGGAAAAAGAGAAGCUCUGGUUGCAAUUGAAUAAAUUUCCAAAGAAGGUUCCUCUUAUGGUAGUUAUGAAAGCUAUGGGGAUGGAGAGUGAUCAAGAAGUUACACAGAUGGUUGGAAGAGAUCCUCGUUAUAGUUUUCUACUGUUGCCCUCUAUUGAGGAAUGUACAAAAUGUAAGGUAUAUACACGAGAGCAAGCAUUGGAGUACCUUGAUAAGCUGGUAAAACGUCCCACGUAUUCAAAUAAUGCAGCUGAAAAGGAAGGAGCAGCAUUUUCUGCCCUAAGAGAUGUAUUUCUUGCAAAUGUUCCUGUGGAUCAAGAUAAUUUUCGGCCAAAAUGUAUAUAUGUUGCUGUUAUGAUGAGACGCAUAAUGGAUGCAAUUUUAAAUAAAGAUGCAAUGGAUGACAAGGAUUAUGUGGGAAACAAGCGGUUGGAGUUAUCUGGCCAGUUAAUAUCUUUGCUUUUUGAGGAUCUCUUUAAGUCAAUGACAACUGAAGUUAAGAACUUGACAGACAAAAUGUUAGAAAAGCCGGACAAGGCUAAGAAUUUUGACAUAUGUACUCUUCUUACUCGGACUCGGAGUAUCAUCACUCUAGGUCUGGAAAGGACUCUCUCCACUGGUAAUUUUGAAAUUAAAAGGUUCAGAAUGGAAAGGAAAGGAAUGACACAGGUGUUACAAAGGUUAUCAUUUAUUGGUGCUUUGGGUCACAUGACAAGAGUUUCACCACAGUUUGAGAAGUCCAGGAAAGUAAGUGGACCUAGAGCUUUGCAGCCUAGCCAGUGGGGCAUGCUUUGUCCUUGUGAUACCCCUGAAGGUGAGUCUUGUGGACUAGUAAAGAACUUGGCUUUGAUGACUCAUGUUACCACUGAUGAAGAGGAGAAGCCCUUGAUUUCUCUGUGCGAGUCUUUGGGCGUUGAAGACAUGAAAGAUCUCUCUGCAGAGGAGCUUCAUACACCAGAUUCCUUUCUUGUCAUUUUUAAUGGUUUAAUCCUUGGCAAGCAUAGGAGGCCACUGCGUUUUGCUACUGCAAUUAGAAAGUUGCGGAGAGCUGGUAAAAUUGGUGAGUUUGUGUCUGUCUAUGUCAAUGAAAAGCAGCAUUGUGUCUACUUAGCUUCUGAUGGUGGUAGAGUUUGCCGUCCCCUGGUCAUUGCUGACAAGGGAAUAUCAAGAAUCAAACAGCAUCAUAUGAAAGAGUUAAUGGAUGGAGUACGCACGUUUGAUGAUUUUUUACGAGAUGGCUUGCUUGAGUAUCUUGAUGUUAAUGAAGAAAACAACGCUUUGAUUGCUUUAUAUGAAGGAGAUGCCACAUCAGAAACUACUCAUAUUGAGAUUGAGCCUUUUACCAUCUUGGGAGUUAUUGCAGGGUUAAUUCCAUAUCCUCAUCAUAAUCAGUCACCUAGAAACACGUAUCAGUGUGCAAUGGGUAAGCAAGCUAUGGGAAAUAUAGCAUUUAACCAGCUGCGCCGGAUGGACAGCUUGCUUUACCUACUAGUUUAUCCUCAACGACCUUUGCUUACAACAAAGACAAUUGAGCUGGUUGGAUAUGAUAAGCUUGGAGCCGGUCAAAAUGCCACGGUAGCUGUAAUGAGCUAUAGUGGUUAUGAUAUAGAAGAUGCCAUUGUCAUGAACAAGGCAUCUCUUGAUCGUGGGUUUGGUCGUUGUAUAGUUAUGAAAAAGUAUAAUGCCAUCAUUCAGAAGCACUCGAAUGACACGUCAGACCGAAUACUUAGGCCUAAUAGAACUGCUGACACUGCAGGACGUAUGCAGAUACUUGAUGAUGAUGGUAUUGCUGCUCCAGGGGAAAUUCUUAGGCCAUAUGACAUCUAUAUCAAUAAACAAUCACCGAUUGAUACACGUACUCCAAAAACAGGAUCUGCAGCAAAUUUGCCCGAUAGUGCAUAUCGGUCCAAUGCACAAUCAUUCAAGGGUAAUGGAGGAGAAGUAGUUGAUAGGGUGGUUCUAUGCUCUGAUAAGGAUAAUAACAUGUGUAUCAAAUUUCUAAUUCGUCACACUCGUAGGCCUGAGCUUGGUGAUAAGUUUAGCAGCAGGCAUGGGCAAAAAGGUGUUUGUGGAACUAUUGUCCCGCAAGAAGACUUUCCAUUUUCUGAGAAAGGCAUUUGUCCUGAUCUGAUUAUGAAUCCUCAUGGUUUCCCAAGUCGAAUGACUGUUGGAAAGAUGAUAGAGCUUCUUGGAGGGAAAGCAGGGGUUUCAUGUGGUAGGUUUCAUUAUGGCAGUGCUUUUGGGGAGAGAAGUGGUCAUGCUGACAAGGUUGAAACCAUAAGUGAAACUCUUGUGAGUAAAGGCUUCAACUACAGUGGGAAAGAUUUCAUUUAUUCAGGUAUUACAGGAUGCCCUCUGCAAGCAUAUAUUUUCAUGGGUCCAAUUUACUACCAGAAAUUAAAACAUAUGCUGCAGAUAAGUCACUAGUCUGCAAACUCAACAAAGCUAUCUAUGGCUUGAAACAGGCACCAAGACAAUGGUUUGAUAGGCUAAAGUCUACUCUGCUGCAGUUUGGUUUUGUUGGGAGUAAAAGUGAUUCAUCCCUAUUCAUCUAUCGGCAACAAAUGCAUAUUGUUUACCUUUUAGUCUAUGUGGAUGAUAUAAUUCUAACAGGUAGCUCAACCUCUCCGAUUCAGCAGCUUACAUCCAAACUAAACACUGCAUUUUCACUCAAGCAGCUUGGCCAUCUAGAUAAUUUCUUGGGUCUGGAAAUCAAGUAUCUGUCCAACAAUUCUAUCUUCAUGACUCAGAGCAAAUACAUUCGAGAUUUACUUCACAAAACUAACGUGGCUAAAGCUCACUCUAUUUCUUCUCCAAAGGUCUCCAACUGCAAGCUGUCUAGACAUGGUGCUGAUGCUUUUCAUGAUCCAACUCUAUACGGAUAUGUAGUUGGUGCAUUACAAUUUGCUACCCUUACUAGACCUGAAAUCAGUUUUGUUGUCAACAAAGUUUGUCAAUUUAUGGCUGCCCCUCUAGAUUCUCAUUGGAUAGUGGUGAAAAGAAUCUUAAGGUAUCUCAAAGGCACCUUGUUUCAUGGUCUACUUCUUCAACCCACAUCUGUUACAAAGCCCUUGGUUAUUCGAGCAUUCUGUGAUGCUGACUGGGCAGCUGAUGUGGAUGACAGGCGCUCUACCUCAGGGACUACUAUUUUUUUUGUCCAAAUUUAAUAUCUUGGUGGUCUCGCAAACAAAAAGUUACUGCCAGGUCCAGUACAAAAGCCGAAUAUCACAGCAUAGCUUAGACUUCCACUGAAUUGACUUGGAUUCAUACUCUGUUGACAGAAUUACAAGUUCCAUUCACCACUCCUGUAAUCUUUUGUGAUAAUCAGAGUGUUGUCCCUAUUGGUGGUCUCGCAAACAAAAAGUUACUGCCAGGUCCAGUACAAAAAUCGAAUAUCACAGCAUAGCUUAGACUUCCACUGAAUUGACUUGGAUUCAUACUCUGUUGACAGAAUUACAAGUUCCAUUCACCACUCCUGUAAUCUUUUGUGAUAAUCAGAGUGUUGUCCCUAUUGCACACAAUCCAGUAUUUCACGGUCGUACAAAACACAUGGAAAUUGAUGUGUUUUUUGUAAGGGAGAAGAUUCUGGUCAAGCAGCUCUCUAUUGUCCAUAUUCUAGCUCUGGAUCAGUGGGCCGAUAUUCUGACUAAGCCUCUCUCUACAUCAAGAUUUGAAGCUCUUAAAGGCAAACUCAAUGUGAAGAGUUUUUCUUCUGAAAACUCUUCCCCUUGAGUUUGAGGGGGGUAUUGGAGUAUGUAAAUGUAUAACUGUGAAAUCAGUUUUGCAAAAUGAUUGUAAGGGCUGUUAGCUUUUGCUAACAACACCCAUCUAGUGUUAGAUAGCAAUAAAGUAAUUGUAAGGGUUGUUUAGCUUUCACUAACUGCACCUCACUAGGAUCAGGGAGUUUGAUUCUGUUAGUGUUAGUUAGAAUCUGUUAGUGUUAGUUCAGCAGUUAAGAGAUCUAUAUAUACCUCUAUUGUAACUAACUCUAACUAACUUUUCAGAUCAAUAAAAAUUACCUUCACGUUUCUUUAGUUUUCUCUCUUCCUUUCUCUCAGUUUACUCAACAACAUACGAUACUGAGAAUCAAUCCCAUAAAUUUAGGGAUUAAAUCAAGGAUUAGGAAUAAAGGAAAAUGAGCAGAAUUUUCCUAAUUACAUAAAUGGAUAAUAUUUCCCUAAUUAUACCAAAUAUUUCCCACAAUACCUCAAAUUC
This is a messenger RNA of Glycine soja, 5119 nucleotides long. Its product is annotated as DNA-directed RNA polymerase III subunit 2-like. Gene Ontology annotation, molecular function: DNA-directed RNA polymerase activity; ribonucleoside binding; DNA binding. Lineage: Eukaryota; Viridiplantae; Streptophyta; Magnoliopsida; Fabales; Fabaceae. Gene Ontology annotation, cellular component: RNA polymerase III complex. The record is from RefSeq and is a predicted model, not a curated record. The transcript is spliced from 35 exons. Gene Ontology annotation, biological process: DNA-templated transcription. The coding region runs from base 185 to 3331 and encodes 1048 amino acids.